Aspergillus mulundensis is the source of this 1128-nucleotide messenger RNA. RefSeq lists its product as uncharacterized. The transcript has 2 exons. The record is from RefSeq and is a predicted model, not a curated record. Lineage: Eukaryota; Fungi; Ascomycota; Eurotiomycetes; Eurotiales; Aspergillaceae. Bases 1 to 1128 code for a protein of 375 amino acids.
AUGUCUCGUUCCUCCAAGCCAAAGGACGCCUUUCGGGUGGCUAAAGCCACAAAAAGGCUUAGGGGAUUUGCGUCUGAUCUCGAAGCCGCAAUUCAAAGAUGUCUUCCCUCGAGGACGGGCUACUACGACCAGGUCUCAGUAAUCGCAAUGCAUUGGGAAAACGAUGACUUGGGGGUUCUGCCCUUGGAAAAGGCCUUACUCGACAUCUUCAAGAACCAAUAUGGCUAUGAUGUUGAAUCCUUCGAAAUACCAGAAGACAGACCCCAAAAGAAUCUCACCGAGAAGUUGGUGUCGUGGACAAGCAAGCAUGAAGGAGAACAGGCUCUACGCAUUGUUAUAUAUUCAGGGCACGCAUCCGCAGCCGGCCCAACGGAUCUUCACUGGUAUUUCGCAGGACAAGUCGACAACUCCGGGAAUCUAACUGGUCCGAGUCUAGAUUGGAACGGAAUGAAAGCGAUUUGCGAGUAUGGAACAGGCGAUCUAUGCUACAUAUUCGAUUGUUGCUCCGCGGGCUCUGGACCUGGUGCACUUUACGAUGGCGCAGAGAUGCUCUGUGCUUCUGUUUUCGAACAGACUGCGGGCGCGGAUCCGAAAUUUUCCUUUACGCAGGCCCUCAUCGACACCCUCGAUGAUCUAAAGGGAGCCCCGUGCACCAUCGCAAAUCUCUUCGCGAUACUCUACAGGAACUCCUCGCAACACGAAGUUGCCGCAAGCCCGCUGCACAUUGCGAAGAGAAACUCACCAAGUAUUGUUCUUGAGAAACUCGUCACGGAGACCGUCCCCAACCCCAUGACCAAAACCGCACUCGGGGACACCAAGGAAUCAAAACCGAAAUCUCAAAAGAAACACAAAGUACUUUUGGCCGUCCAUAUUGCAGACGACAAUCCAAGCCUUGCUGCGUGGAAACAGUGGCUAUUGUCCAGGAAUAUCCCCCCCGGCGUCCUCAGCGCCGAAAUCACGGUUGAAGCCGUUUAUGAAACUGAACCAUGCAGCAGCCUACUCCUGGUCACGAUCCCGCUAGAGAUCUGGACCGUACUCGACCCUACAGACGAAGCUUUCAGCUUUAUCUCAUUUGUCAAUUCGAGCGGUCGAACGGGCGGCCAAUUGCUUCAGGAGGUCCAGCCCUAA